AUGACAUUCGUUUUUUGCUCUCUGUUAGAACUUGCUUGGGUUGGUUAUUUGAGCCGAGAAGAAUUGGAUGCAUUAAAACCGGUAAUAGCAAAAAUAUCACCAACAGUACAACAGGAUGAUGAUAGCAUCAAGUUAGUAUAUCAUCAUCGUUAUGAAACUAAUUCUUUACUUCCUAGACGAAGGCCAGUGAAUGAAGAAGAGAAUGCCUUGAUAAGUUUUGCACGUGGUAAUGAUUAUGGUUACAUACCACCUGGUUAUGGUCUCAAUGAUCAUUUGAAAGCAACAGUAGCUUCAAUAGCUGGUCCAUGUAGUUGCUUACAACAAGAACCAAUACCAAAUACAAAAUCUUAUUCACCAAUUCCAACAUCGUCGUGUGAUCCCACUACACUUAUCAAACAAAGGGAGCAAGCAACACAGUAUAUUGAUAAGCUAUCAGCAAUAUUAUUUCCAACGUUAUUCAGUGUAUUUAAUAUUGCAUACUGGUAUCAUUACCUCAAGGAUUAA
Messenger RNA from Cercopithifilaria johnstoni, 504 nucleotides. NCBI's taxonomy places the organism in Eukaryota, Metazoa, Nematoda, Chromadorea, Rhabditida, Onchocercidae. The record is from the annotation of a GenBank genome assembly.